AUGUUGAACACCCCCCUCCGCCCUACCAGAGACACCCACGCCGUCGAAGAGCGCGUCAACGCCGCCUGGAAAUCCUACACCAGUCCCCCAUGCCCCCGCAUCCAAUUCGUCGAGCUCGAAGAAGAGCUCCAAACCGUCACCACCGAGCUAUCCAUGAACAUCGACGACCUCUUCGUCAUCCUCUGGCCCACGGUUAUAAACUCCACUUCUGCAGAGCGGCUGGAGCUCUAUUUGGCGGUGAUCAUCAGCAGGUUCGAGAAGAUCAAGAUGAUCAGGUUUGAGAGCCGCGCAGUACUAAAGAAGGCGACGCUCUUGGAUAAUUGUACGAGGGAGGCGGUAUCUCACUUGGGGCAGGCAAUUACGGAGUUGCAGCAUCAUAUGGAUGAGAUGGUGCGGGCGAUACAUUGA
Molecule: messenger RNA, 408 nt
Organism: Morchella importuna
Lineage: Eukaryota; Fungi; Ascomycota; Pezizomycetes; Pezizales; Morchellaceae
Exons: 1
Coding region: 1-408 (135 amino acids)
Source: RefSeq, a predicted model, not a curated record